Capsaspora owczarzaki ATCC 30864 is the source of this 3417-nucleotide messenger RNA. RefSeq lists its product as hypothetical. The coding region runs from base 1 to 3324 and encodes 1107 amino acids. NCBI's taxonomy places the organism in Eukaryota, Filasterea, Ministeriida, Capsasporidae. The transcript has 2 exons. Gene Ontology annotation, molecular function: protein binding; ATP binding; protein kinase activity. The record is from RefSeq and is a predicted model, not a curated record. Gene Ontology annotation, biological process: cell surface receptor signaling pathway; protein phosphorylation.
AUGAGCGACACACCGAGCUCGGUUGCGGCGCUGGGACGCGCACUCGUCAAGGCGAUCGAGUACGUCAACAUCAACUACGAGCAGACGAGCCGCCUGGCCAAGCGCGUGCAGGCGUGCAUGCCUGCGAUCGAGAAGCUGCCUGCAGACACGUCGGCCAAGCUGCUCGGGGCACUGGCGCGCACGUUCGUCGACGCCAAGGAGCUCGUCGAGGUCUACUCGGCUGAAGAGUGGGCCCACACGGUCGUCCAGAAGGGCACCGACAAGGCCGCCUUCACCGACAUCAACGACCGCUUCCUCGCUGCCGUGCAGGGCCUCAAGCUCAACAUCAAGGUCAAGAGUGUCUUUGACCGCUCCCAGGACACGGACGACCAGAACAAGGACGCAAAAUUCAUCACCAAGAACAAGCAGCAGAUUGAGGCUGCCAUCGCGCGCCUGGCUUCCCUGUCCCUCCAAGGCAACCAGUCGUCCGGGGCGAGUGGCAGCAGCAGCAGCAGCAGCGCUCCGAGACCCGCGAGUGUCAUUCCGCCGCCGACGGGGGGUCCGCCUGCCUUCUCGCUGUACGGCUCAACCACGGCUGCCGCUCGUCCUGGCAACAACCCGCCUGGACCCCCGCCGAGCAACCCCAUCUACCAGGCGGUCGAUAACGUGACGGUGGUGUCGACCUCCACCUACGGCUACGGCCAGGCGGCCAGUAACAACGUGACGGUGUCAACCAACACGUACGGCUCCACCUCGAGCUACGCCGCUGUCGGCAAUGGUGCCGGCGGUGCCGCACCCAUCUACGAAUCCACCUACCAGGCUCCCGGUGCCACCCCCAAGUCCAUCUAUGGCGGUGCCGUCACGUAUCAAACCGGAGCUCAUCAGCAGCAAACCAACUACCAAAAUCCGAACGACCCCGGCUACGACAGCGCCAUCUACGGCUCCUCCGACACCUACCAAGCGCCUGGCCCUCAUUACCAAGCGACGGACAUUUACCAGGCGACAGAUGCAGGCUACCAAGCGACGGGCAUCUACCAAGCGACUGACUCUACCUAUCAAGCGCCCGGAGUUGCGCCUCCUGGCGGCUCCAUCUACCAGAACUCUGGUGCCGGUGCUCCUCCUGUUUAUCAGAACUCUGACGGCGUCGACUCGGCGAACGCCAGCUCGCUGUCCAUCCCGCACGCGACUCUCAAGUUUGAAAAGGCUCUCGGCAGCGGCACCUUUGGCAAGGUCUCCCUGGGCAAGUGGAACCAAGAGACAGUUGCCAUCAAGCAGCUCAUCCUCACGCAGCUCGAUGCGCGCUUGCUUGACGAGUUUCGUCGUGAGGUUUUGGCGCACGGGCGCAUCCAGCACCAGAACAUUGCCAUGCUGCUCGGCGCCUGCUUUGACGCCAACAACUAUGCCUUGGUGCUCGAGUACUUCCCCAGCGGCAGUCUGCGCCAACUGCUCGCGGACACGGCAACCCACCCGACGCUCACACUGGCCGUGCGCGGCCGCAUCUUGCAGGACACUGCGCGUGGCAUGACCUGCCUCGCCCGCGCCGGCAUUGUCCACCGCAACCUCAAGUCUUCCAACGUGCUGAUCACCUCGGAAAUGCGUGCCAAGGUGUCGGAUUUCGGGUACGCCCGCAUCCGCCAGGAAACUGCCGCUGCGCAUCCGCCAACCGAAGCCACCUUGCACUACACGGCCCCUGAGCUGCUGACGUCCGAGAAUGUGCCCGCAGACGAAAAGUCGGACGUCUUUGCCUUUGGCAUUGUUGCGUGGGAGACGGCUGCGCGCCAACUGCCGUACAAGGGCAUGAACGACAAGGCCAUUCGCUCGGCUGUCAACGAAGGAGAUCGCCCGGACAUUCCCGAUGACGCCACGCCGACUUUGCGUGCUCUGAUUUCGCGCUCGUGGGACCAGUCUCCCGAAUCGCGCCCGACCUUUUCUCAGCUGGGCGACUUGGUGCAGCAGAUUGCCGACGUCUCGGCCAGCCCGGCGUCGAGCUUUUACGGCACGGCGUCAAACUUUUACGGCACCGCGGCAGCGCCCAACGCCGGCCCCCUGUACCAGAGCAUGGACGGCGCUCCGCUUCCGCCGGCGAGCAGUGUGCAGGGAGGCGCGGCGCCUCCGCCGCUGCCGCCCAAACGCACUUCUGUUGCGGUUACUCCGGCUCCUGCAGCGCCAGCAGUCCCUGUCAAGACAGUGUCCAACGCCCUGCCUCUCCCUCCUCGUGCGCCGCGCGGAGCGGCUGCAGACUCGGGCCCCCAGCCGCUGCCGCAGCGUCCAGUCUCGCAGUACGCCGUCGGCUCUGUCGCCGAGGCUACCGAGCAGCUCCAGUAUGGCAAGGACCUGAUGCGUCGUGGUGCCACGAAGCAAGCCAAGCCAUGCAUCGAGUAUGCGAUGGACGUGUACACCAAGCAUUACGGCCCGUCGCACGUGCAUGUCGCUGGCAUCGUUCUGGAGCUGGGCAAGGCGUGCUUGGUGUCUGGCGAGCACGCUCGGGCCCGCACGCUCAUCCAGCAGGCCCUGACGACUCAGGAGAAGAUUUUCGGCCCCAACCACGUCGUCACCCUUGCUACGCGCUUUGAGUUUGCCAAGUCGUGUCUGGCCACCGGCUCGCCCAAGGAGGCGAUGGAGAUUUUCCAGCAGCUGCUUGCCGUGCAAGAGACAACGUUCGGCCCCAAGCACGAGCGCGUGGCCAACACGCUGAUGGAAAUUGCUCGUUGCGAGAAUGCUCUUGGAAAUCACGCGGCCGCCCAUGCUCUUCUGAACCGCGCCCAGCACAUCAAGGCGCAGCGUCACCAGGCCGACCACAUUGAAUUUGUGCUGCUCACGUUCGAGAUUGGCCGCACAAACAAUCUCGUCGGCGACUACGCCGUUGCCUUGGGUCAGUUUGACCACGCCUUGGCCGUGCUGCGUCAACACCUCGGUGAUGGUCACAUUACGCAAGCCGUCGUGUACGUUGAGAAGGCGCGUGCUCACGCUGGCUUGAAUGAGUGGAUUCAGACGCGCAACGAGCUUGAACGUGCUUUGGGCAUCCAGAGCCGCGUCUACGGCACCGAGCAUCCCGAACUCGCCGUCACGCUUCGAGAGAUUGGACAGGCGUACAACAAGCUCGGCAACCGCGAAGCGGCCAUCUCCUACUUCCAGCGUGCAAAGGUGAUCGAGGAGCCCACCUACGCUGUGGGUGGCCAUGUCCCCACGCAACCCUCCAACCCGCCGAACGAGUACUCGAUUCUCACCAAGCCCACCGUCGAAGAGGAGGCGGAUCUCUACGCCUCCACGCCCGCCACCAUGUACUUGAGCACGGCCAGUUAUGCCUUCGGCGGCAUGCUUGCUGAUGUUGAAUCCGAGGCUUAAAGUUUUGUUUUUUGUUUGUUGUGUUUGUUUUUGUGCUGGUUUCUUUUUCUGUAUGUUCUGCUGUUGGGGUACAAGGCAAGGCCUGCUCUCUCU